Aspergillus niger is the source of this 453-nucleotide messenger RNA. RefSeq lists its product as hypothetical. The transcript is spliced from 3 exons. The coding region runs from base 1 to 453 and encodes 150 amino acids. NCBI's taxonomy places the organism in Eukaryota, Fungi, Ascomycota, Eurotiomycetes, Eurotiales, Aspergillaceae. The record is from RefSeq and is a predicted model, not a curated record.
AUGAAGUCGCACCGUAAUCGCUCGAAUCCCUCUACGGGACCAAUGUCGAGCCUGCCGCAAGACCCGUCGCCGUGGUGGUGGUGCUGCGAUUCACUUUAUACCUGUUUCUCGGCAUAUUUUCUCAUCAAAAGUGUCCCACUAGGAACAACAAUAGUGAAACAGGAUAGUUUCGCCGACUUUCUGAUCGAUACUUCUAUGGCUAACCAACUGGACGCCCACCGGGCUUCUAUGAAUGCCUCUGAACUCGUGGAUAUUCUCCAGUGGAAGAUAUAUGAUGUGGGUAAAAGUAAGACACUUCCUUACGUUUGUACUUUAGGGAUAGCGAUAGCUACAGUCAAGUACAUACAUUGUAGGGUGGGAUAUGUCGAAGACUGCCUUCUGAGGACAUACUUAGACGCUGUGCCAAUUUCAAUACAAAUCAGAUCAUAUUACCUUAACACAAAUCUUCCUUGA